Megachile rotundata (alfalfa leafcutting bee) is the source of this 996-nucleotide messenger RNA. RefSeq lists its product as uncharacterized. Lineage: Eukaryota; Metazoa; Arthropoda; Insecta; Hymenoptera; Megachilidae. The record is from RefSeq and is a predicted model, not a curated record.
AUGGCACACGAGGGUUCUGGGAACGCGUCGGUCGCGGCAGUGAGCGUGAAAGUGCCUCCUUUCUGGGUAGAAGAACCCGAGAUGUGGUUCGCUCAGUUAGAGGGACAAUUCCUCGUGGCCGGAAUAACGGUGGACGCGACAAAGUUCGCAUACGUGGUCGGCAAUCUGGAGGGUCGUUACGCUAGAGAAGUGGCAGACAUUAUAAAAAACCCGCCGAUAGUGGACAAAUAUGACACCUUGAAGAGGCAGCUUGUGGCAAGAUUGUCCCAGUCAGAGGACAAGAAGCUACGUCAGCUACUGGAAAGAGAAGAACUGGGGGAUCGCACUCCCAGCCAAUUUCUAAGGCAUCUCAAGAGUCUGGCAGGAGAAGCGGUACCGGAAAAAUUAUUAAAGAGCAUUUGGUCCGGUAGACUGCCGCAGUCGGUGCAAACAAUAUUAGCAACACAGGAAAAAGCACCAUUAGAAGACGCCACGAUUUUGGCGGACAAAGUAUACGAAUUGGCGCCACAAGGCCCUCAAAGCAACAUGGCGGCGGUAGAGAAGCCAUCCGGAAUUUCCGCCAUUGAGCGGAAGGUGGAAGAACUAACCAAGAUGGUGGAACAGUUGACGACCAGGUCGCGUGGUCCAUGGCGAAAAAGAUGGCGCGGUAGUUCCCGCGACAGGAGCGCGAGCGGGAACCGCGUUCGACACCAAAACGACAAGAAAAGGUAUGAUGAUUGUUGGUACCAUUAUAAAUGGGGCAAGAACGCACACAAAUGCGUACCGCCGUACACAGGCUCAGAUGUGAGCGUGUACCCCGCAAAGCGCUGUAGGGAACGUCGCAGAAGCGGCGAAUACAUUUUGUACGCGGCAAAUGGUACACCGAUUAAGACAUAUGGCAAUAUGAUGAUGGAUGUAAACUUCGGGUUAAGAAGAAGCUUUCCAUGGAAAAUGGUGGUAGCUGACGUGGCCAGGCCCAUUAUUGGGGCAGAUUUCCUCACACAUUAUGGCUUAUUG